AUGGCUGUGGGAAUGCAAGUCACAAAGUCCAAACAAAAAAUGGCUCCAGAAAAGGAGCGGUUCUUGCAAUGCUGUGGUGACAUUUCUAUGGAACUGGUGGCUUCUCUUAAGAACUCAAAAGAUAUUCAUUUGAAUGGUUUGAUAACCAGAUACUCUAAAAAAUACAAAUUGAAACAACAACCAAGACUCACGGACAUUAUCUCAUCCAUUCCAGAUCAAUACAAGAAGUAUCUAAUUCCUAAAUUGAAGGCCAAACCUGUUAGAACUGCCUCCGGUAUUGCUGUCGUUGCAGUAAUGUGCAAACCUCAUCGCUGUCCUCAUAUUGCUUACACUGGUAACAUUUGUGUUUACUGUCCUGGUGGUCCGGAUUCUGACUUUGAAUACAGUACACAAUCAUACACAGGUUACGAGCCAACAUCAAUGAGGGCCAUCAGAGCUCGUUAUGAUCCAUACGAGCAGGCUCGUGGUAGAAUCGAACAGUUACGUCAGCUAGGACACUCGAUAGACAAAGUUGAGUAUAUUAUAAUGGGAGGUACUUUCAUGUCCUUACCUGUAGAUUACAGAGAGGGAUUUAUAACCCAACUACAUAAUGCUCUUACGGGCUACAAUGGGAAGGAUAUCGACGAGGCAAUAAAGUUUUCACAGCAAUCACUUACCAAAUGUGUGGGGAUUACAAUUGAAACCAGACCAGACUACUGUACAGAAACCCAUCUUAGCGACAUGUUAAAAUACGGGUGCACCCGUUUGGAGAUUGGUGUUCAAUCUGUUUAUGAAGAUGUUGCACGCGAUACUAACAGAGGUCACACCGUCAAAGCUGUAUGUGAAACCUUCGGUUACUCCAAAGAUGCUGGGUAUAAGGUUGUCAGCCAUAUGAUGCCUGAUCUGCCCAACGUCGGCAUGGAAAGAGAUUUAGAACAGUUCAAAGAGUACUUUGAAAGCCCAGCUUUUAGGACGGAUGGGCUUAAGCUGUAUCCAACUUUGGUCAUUCGGGGAACUGGUCUCUAUGAACUUUGGAAGACUGGACGUUACAGAUCUUACAACGCCAAUGCCCUUAUUGAUCUAGUGGCUAGGAUUAUGGCAUUAGUUCCUCCUUGGACCCGUAUUUACAGAGUUCAAAGAGAUAUUCCUAUGCCUUUGGUGACGAGUGGUGUUGAGAAUGGAAAUCUUCGUGAAUUGGCUCUUGCUCGUAUGAAAGACUUUGGUACUUCAUGUCGUGAUGUCAGAACGAGAGAAGUCGGAAUACAGGAAGUGCAUCAUAAAGUGCAGCCAGAUCAAGUGGAAUUAAUAAGAAGAGAUUACUACGCCAAUGGAGGUUGGGAAACUUUCCUUAGUUACGAGGACCCAAAGCAAGAUAUUCUUAUUGGUUUACUGAGAUUAAGAAAGUGCUCUAAGAAGUACACCUUCAGAAAAGAGUUUACCAGUCAACCAACGUCUGUUGUCAGAGAGCUGCAUGUCUAUGGGUCUGUAGUCCCGCUACAUUCAAGAGACCCAAGAAAGUUCCAACAUCAGGGUUUCGGCACUCUGCUGAUGGAAGAGGCAGCACGUAUUGCCAAAGAGGAACACGGUUCUGAAAAGCUCAGUGUUAUUAGUGGAGUCGGCGUUAGAAACUACUACGCUCGUCUAGGUUACACUUUGGAUGGCCCAUAUAUGUCCAAAUCAUUGAUAGACUAA
Messenger RNA from Komagataella phaffii GS115, 1671 nucleotides. Its product is annotated as Subunit of Elongator complex, which is required for modification of wobble nucleosides in tRNA. The transcript has a single exon. Gene Ontology annotation, molecular function: acyltransferase activity, transferring groups other than amino-acyl groups; iron-sulfur cluster binding. Lineage: Eukaryota; Fungi; Ascomycota; Pichiomycetes; Pichiales; Pichiaceae. Gene Ontology annotation, biological process: tRNA wobble base 5-methoxycarbonylmethyl-2-thiouridinylation. The record is from RefSeq and is a predicted model, not a curated record. Bases 1 to 1671 code for a protein of 556 amino acids. Gene Ontology annotation, cellular component: nucleus; elongator holoenzyme complex; cytoplasm.